Molecule: messenger RNA, 1647 nt
Organism: Magallana angulata
Lineage: Eukaryota; Metazoa; Mollusca; Bivalvia; Ostreida; Ostreidae
Product: ficolin-2-like
Exons: 5
Coding region: 1-762 (253 amino acids)
Source: RefSeq, a predicted model, not a curated record
AUGGCUCUGACUCCUCUAUGGAUGACACCAUCUCGCACAGCAGGUGCUUCUUCAGGACAAAGAUUUGUUGGACCAGUAGCACACGUGAUUACAACUGUCGGUCAACAACAGUGUGAAAAAGAAUGUCUUGCAAGACCAAACCUGUGUAAAGGAGUAAACUACAGAAGGAAGCAUUUGUUAUGUGAGAUUGUGUCAUCUAGAGAGGACUUUGAGUCAAAUCCAGAAUACACGAGCAUUACCGUUAAUCAGCUGACAGACGAAACAAACGGUGCUCUUGGCUCCACAGAGGAUCAGAAGUGUGUAAAACUGGCCAGCAAACAAACGUUCUGCGUCAAAGGUAACGAGAAGCUUCAUCAUCUUCUGAACCAGGGAAACUAUGAACUUCGGAUGGACAUGAGUGAUUUCACAGGCCAGACACGCUACGUCAAGUAUUCCCAUGUAGAUGUAAAUGACGAAACAAGCAUAUACAGAAUAAGUAUAGCUGGCUAUUCGGGAAAUGUUGCGGAUUGUCUUUCCAGUUCUGAUAGUAUUAACACACUUAUGUUUACAACAAAGGAUCAGGAUAAUGACCUUCGCUCAACCGGAAAUUGUGCGGUCGAUUUCAAAGGGGCUUGGUGGUAUAAAGACUGUCAUUGUGCAAAUCCUAAUGGACUGUAUUUGGUGGGAAAUACGAAUUUGUAUGGAGAAGGAAUCACUUAUUUUCAUUGGUUAACAAAUUAUUAUUCUUUGAAAACAAUUCGGCUGAUGGUUAGAAGAGUUUAGUUUGCUCUAUGGGUUUUUUUAAAAUUAAUUAAAAAAUUCCCUGAACCAAACAAUCUAAUGCUUUAUGUUGAAUAAGUGGUCGUUAAUUAACCAAAUAAUAACAAUAAACAUGAUAGAGUAAGCCUACCAUGAAUCAAAGUACUGAAGAACUGACGGGAAUUGAUUUUGUCGAUGCUUAUUUAUUUUAAUAUCAAUAAUAUGUUAUUUUGCAUGACAAGUUUCUAAUUUGUAUUUGAAUUACGCACAUUUUUAUAAUAUGAAUUUUGGACUUUUUCGACAAGAAUGUCGAGAAACCCCCAUAUGAAUGAUGUUAAAUAAUAUUUUAAGAUAAAAUUAAUUCAAUCAAACUAUGUAUCAGUAAUAGAAAUAUUUCUCGAAAAUUGUAUGGAUCCAAGCAAUAUUGAACUCUAGUCGCGUUCAACCAAACGCUCGGCUGACACCGUAAAUCUCCGACAAGCAAGAGAGACUCUCUGCUUGUCAGAGAUUUAUGGAGACAGCCGAGCGUCGAGUUGAACGAGACUAUAUUGAACUCUGGCGUAGGAAUACAUACGACUACAAAAAAUAUCUAAAUUAUUCGUACCAUUUAAAAUCUGACUAUUUUCAAGGUAUUUAUAAAUAAUUUUCCUUGAAAAACAAUGCUUUAGCAUACAUUACAUUUAAUUUAUCAAUUAUUUUCAAGAACUAAGUCUUGUCAGCAGCGAUGAUUUGUGCUGAGGUCCAAACACUGUUUCACUUCUGGUUUGUAUGAGUAACUGCAUAGGAGAGUUGAUUAAAAUUAACUCCCAAUAAUUUAAUUCCGAGUAAAUGAUUGUAUACAUAUUACAGUGUAUAUGUAUGUAAAAAUUUUCUCGUCCAUGACCAGAAAUAGUUGUCAUUCCUGUCACG